AGGGAACAGAUUAGACCCUCAAAUUGGCCACCAAAAUUCUCUUGCUGCGCUUCUAAGAAAGACCCCAAGAUCCUCUGAAGCCGGGGGUGACAAAAAACAACAAGAUGGUGGUAAAACGAUGGGCUCAGGAACAGCUGGCAGGUUAAAGGCUGGAAUGGGAACAACUGCGCUGCUGUCAAACAUGGGCACAUCAGCUCAGCCUCCAGCCUUCCACCGACCCUGGAACAAAGCCAGAGUUGGACCAAUGGAAGAUGGAAGAAAGGCAGAAGUCAUCCAUCUGGGGAAUGGGAGGGCAGUGCAGUUGGAAAAUAAAAGAGGAAGAAAUGAUGAGGCAAAAGAAAGCCGUGGAGAAAAAGAGCAUAGAGCAGAAUUGGGAAUUUUAGGAAGAGAAAACAGAAACGGCAUAGCUAAGAAUUUGAUGCGAAAUGCAGCAGUGCAAGGAGGAGGCAACAGGGCAGAGCACAGAGGAAGGCUCCCCGGAUGGGUGUCCUCUGGAUGGUCCGUCAGCCUGGAUGGAGACUUGGUCAUCGAUAGGAGCUACUUCCAGACGUCCACUGAAGCAAGAACGCCUGCUCCAGCAAAACAAAAGCCGAACGAGGCCCUCAGUCUUAUCUCCUUGGCCAGAAGGCUCCAAGGGCCCACCAGGGUGGAUGAUAAACACUGGAGUGACAGGAGAGGCAGCAGCAGGAAGAUGUAUGGCUCCAUAGGAGAUAUGAGCGUUUCAGCAGCAGUGUCUACCAGAGGAAGAAUGGAUAGGAGGUGGGAGGGGGGAGACGAGAGCAGGGACAGCAUGACGGAGCAAAGUGACUCGGAAACAGGUAGCAGCAGCAGAGACUCUCCAUCAGAGUUCAGUCUAUCUGAAAGGAGCAGCCAGACCUCAUCAGCAGCAGCAGAAACAGAAAUCAAUGAGUCAGACUCGGAGACGGAGAGAGGCGACGAAAGUCAGAAAGAGGAGAAAGUUGAUUCCAAUUCUAAUGAGGAGUCAGGGUCAGAGAGUGAAUAUGAGAGAGCAGAACCGAGCAGAAAAAGGUCAAAAGGUCAUAGAUAUGUUUCAAAAAGGAGCAAAAACUUAAGCGGGAGCACUGACCCUUUAAACUCCAGCUAUCCAAGUUUUACUGCUCAGGGGCUCCAAACAUCAAGGAACACACAUUCCUGGAAAACAUCUAGGCAAGACAGCGAAGAGCUUAGUGAGGAAGAGGAGGAAGAGGAGGGUAGUUUUAGAGUAAAAAAGUCCUCAGUCAGCAGGCGAGGUUCAGGCCACAACAAAAUAAUCAUCAGUUCAGGUGUGAUGGGUGCCUCAGACGAUUUGUCCACCAUCAUGGAGGAUACAGAGGAGGAGGAGAAAAGCAGAAGCCAAAGCAGGGGACGACGACGGGAAGAGGAAGUUACGGGAAAUGAAUCAGCUGUUUAAAAUGCCAAACAGAUGCCCCCCCCAUCUUGAGAAGGAAAGGUUUGCCACCAACCUGGCGGUAAAAAGCGACGGAUCAAGUUGGUGGUUGACCGAGAGUACGAGACCAGCUCCACCGGUGAGGAGAGCAUCCCAGAGACCCAACGUAGCCGUUUAUCCUCCACACACAACAG
Messenger RNA from Cyprinodon variegatus (sheepshead minnow), 1581 nucleotides. Its product is annotated as serine-rich adhesin for platelets-like. Lineage: Eukaryota; Metazoa; Chordata; Actinopteri; Cyprinodontiformes; Cyprinodontidae. The transcript is spliced from 2 exons. The record is from RefSeq and is a predicted model, not a curated record. Bases 119 to 1411 code for a protein of 430 amino acids.